This is a messenger RNA of Porites evermanni, 3908 nucleotides long. The record is from the annotation of a GenBank genome assembly. Lineage: Eukaryota; Metazoa; Cnidaria; Anthozoa; Scleractinia; Poritidae.
GAGUGAAAAUGCAUGAAGUUUGUGAUUAUUUUGUGGCCUAAAAGAUAAGGGGCAAAAUCGACUCACAACUUAUUUUAAGCAUUGAAAGGCUACUCUCCGAAGAACCUAAAAUGGAUCAGUAUGUAAGAGUAACCGAAGAUGAGUCUCUUCCUGCCAUAGAGCUUCCCACUGAAACAGACGGCGCCAUUUUGCUGUCGACAUUACAAGCGCAAUUUCCCGGUGCUUGUGGGUUGAGAUAUAAAAAUCCCGAGACAGACAGCUGGCGAGGAAUCCGCUUGGUCAAUAACAUGUUGUGCCCUCCUGCAGAAGAUGGAUGGGGCGAUCAUCUGUACGUUGUAGUACAGAAAAAUGGUGAGAAAAUAUAAAUCAACGUCAUGCAUUCUACGAAGGCUCUACAUAUCAGUGUUCAUUUAAAUGGUCAAAAUGCAAAGUUUGGGUAAGAUUUCAGCAAAGCCUCAUGCAUUUAGUAUGCAUACAUGUUUCCGCUCUAUUAAAUUCAUAUGUGAGAAAUAGCAUGAGCUAUGAGAUUGCUGCAUGAUGAGCUGUGCGCAAAUCUUAUCCCAACAUAGUCCUCCUGAGUUCAUGUACAAAGGAGGAAUUUAAACACAGGUAUACCACCCUCAAAGGAUUAACGGGGAGGGGGAGGGGAAAAAAGGAAACACUUGCCUGUCUACCUCACAAUUCUGAAAAAUGCCUUUGCCCUCUAAUGCAGCUUCUGAUUGGUGCUGGUCAGUCAACGCAGGUAUGUUUUGUUUAUGUGUAUUGCAGAUAAAUAUGCUUUGGACUGAUACUUAUUUGGAUCAUGCUUGAGGGAAGUUUUAGCAGAUCUGGCCUGAUGCCUAAGUGAUCUGACAGUCAGACCUUUGGGGAUGCUGUGAUGUGACAACAGAGUUUAUCACUAGACUAGAAAAAAAAACAUUCGACUGCAAUAAAUUAUUACAGUUCAGUGGUUUUGAAAUGCUGUUGCCAUUAAAUGGUUUUAAUUUUCUUGUGUAGCAAUAAACUCUGAGAGGAUCUUGUGUUUUUUAUUAAUCACUCAUGUGGGAUUACAGAGUCAGACUUACCAUCAUAGACCAAUUUGGACGCCACUCAGUCAUAUCGCCAUUAUUGAUUCAAUUAAUUUAAUCUUCACUUUGCAAUGUUAGACAGUACAACUAAGCGAAAGAUAGAAGAAUCACCCAAUGCUGUAAAAGAGCCGGAGUCCAAAAUGACAAAGAUGUCUGCUACAGAAGAGAACUCAGGGGAUCUAAUUGUCUUAGGACUUCCCUGGAAGACAACAUCAGAGGAAAUGAAGGAGUAUUUCCAAAAAUUUGGUGCAGUAAACAUGGCAGAGGUAACCACAAUAUAAUAAAAAGUAGAAGUUUUGUUAACUUUCGAUGUAGACAUUUGUGAAGAAAACUUUAUCUAAAUGGCACUGUCUAGCAUCCUGUGUUUAGCUUCAAAUUUUUAAUUGAGAUACUGUGUCUACUCAUUUCCUGAGGAGAAAAGAAAGUAGGAGGAAGAAGUCAAGAGGGCAGUGACAACUUUAAAGCCAAAUAGAGUUUUAAAAUUUUGCCUUCUGUGCAUGCUCAAGCCUUAGAAGCUUUAAAUUAGCUUCAAACUCAAAAGAACACGUUGGGUAGUCAUCGUUUUGGCCAGAUACUGACCAGAAAAUGGCUCAGUUGUGAGGGUCAAGAGGGCUUAGAAGAAAGGGAGAGUUAAUUACCCUUAACAUUCUUCCUUUUAAAAAGGGUGGGGAAGGUCCUCUUAGAGAGGGGGAGAGGUUUUGUAUUAUUGUUGUGCUUUUUCUUUGUCAGGUAAAAAUGGAUUACCACAGUGGAAAGUCAAGAGGAUUUGGGUUUGUAAACUUCAAGAGUCCUGAAGUAAGGCAGAAAGUUUUGUCUCAGGUCCACUACAUUCAAGGCCGUAAUUGUCAUGUGCGGGAGCCGGGAAGUAAGGUAAGUACCAGGCCUCGUCUUGGAUUGGUUUUUGUAUUAUUUUGUUUAUUAUUUAAUACAGUAGGAGUGACAAUGAUAAUUUGUAACUGGAUCAGUAUCAGUUGCAUUGGUGACAAUAUUAAGUUUGUGUUCGUAUCAGUAUCAAAAGCAUUAAUAAUUUGUAUUUGUAUUAGAAUUAGUGAUAUCGAUAAUUUGCACCUCAAUCAGUAUCAGUGAUCGGUAAUAAUAAUAUUUGUGUUUGUAUCAGUAGUAAUGGCAUUGACAAUUUACAUUUGUAUCAGUAUCAGUGACAUUGAUAAUUUUUUGUAUCAGCAUCAAAUUAUGCAGAGCUCAAAUAUUUAACCCUUUAAGCCUCAAGUCUGAUCUCCGUCCUUAAAGAAUAAUAUGAGAGAAUUUGUUAAAAGAUCAAAUCCUUUUCCAUUUUGAUUAUUGUAUCAAUUCUCAUAACUCAAUCUUUUAAUUAUAUUUGUAUUGUGUUAGAGGGAAAGUGAUGCUAGCCACUCUUGGAACUUAAAAGGUUAAAGAUGUUAUGCAUAAAGAACAUUUAAUCAUCCAAGACAAAUAAUGCUCAGCUACAGAGAGUAUCCUUCCCUUUUAACAACAAGUUUCUUGGGUUAGACUCUUUACUCAACCUGAAAAACCUGAAAUUAUAUACUAAAGGUUAACAAAACAACAACCUCCCUUCCUUGUAAAGAUCCUUUUAAAUUAAUUUGUAAAAUUUCUACUUUGGGGGACAGAAAAUGAAAAUUUUUAUUUUGAUGCUGCAAAUAAUAUAGAAAAUAUGAACAAAACUUUAUUAUUAGCUUUACAAAUUAUUUAUCGUUCUUUUCCUUUUCCUCAGCAUGAGGUCAUGCCAAAGAAACUGUUUGUUGGACGUCUUCCAGAUGGCACCACAGAGAAUGACCUUUAUGAGUAUUUUAGCAAGUUUGGUGAAGUGAUUGACGUCUAUAUUCCAAAACCCAUGCGUGGAAUCUCAUUUGUGACAUUUUCAUCAGGGGAAGUUGCUAAAAAGGUUCAUUCACAAUCUCACCGCUUUGGUACAAAUCUGCUGAAUGUGAGCGUCGCGGAGCCAAAGGCAGCAAAAAAUGUGCCAGUGACAUCACAUCAAGACAUGCACCCCAUGCACUCCUCUGGGGGUUGGGGUGGGGGGUUGGGAUUUGACAUGUAUGGGAUGAAUUCCUGGAGUGAUGGAGGCCGUCAGAAUAUGCCAUUCAAUGUUUCAGCGGCAUACAACUCCAUGAUGCAGAGCAUGUUAAACAUGGGAAAUCCAUCAAGCGGGUCGUCAAGCAUGAUGGCAUCCAGACAUAACAGGAGAUAAACUCAAGUGGUAGGACUUCAACAGUGUUUUGUGGAUUAGAACUCUCAGUGAGUUUGCAAACAUGUUAUUUUUAAUUUAUUUUGGUCAUUGAUCUCAGGUUAGACUUUACAGUAAAACAGGAUAAUGAUAUUAUCUUUAGAUUUGAUCUCGCUAAUACACUGUGCACAGGUGUAUGCUUGAAUUCUUGUUAUGCUAGGGAGAAAACAGCCAUAGACAACUCCUCUAACCACUUUUAUCGGCUGCCCUGUCAAAAUGUAGAAAGCAAACAUUCUGGUACCCCCAAAACGAACUUUAUUAAGUACUGGCAUUCAGAUUUAAUGUUAAAGAAGUUGAAGACAUUUUACUAACAGUGAACCCUAGCUGAAAUAAGCAUGAAACACGUAAUAAUAAUAUUUAUGGCAUGUAGCUGAGUGAGGUGUGAAAACACAGAAAACUGACACUGUUCAACUAGAAUAUUUUAACAUUUUGAAUGGUUGCAUGAUGGUUGAGACUGCAUUAUUACGAGACUCUUACCAUGAACUUUUGAUCAACUGUUUUGACUUUCUUUUGUACAACAAACCUGUCCUUGUAAACUUAGCUAAAUACCAUUCUAAUGGAAAGCUUCAAAAAUUAAAAUUAAUACAGUAGUGUGUAGUAUGCUGAUUAAUCUGGUU